UCGUAGCCCGAAGACCGGCCAGUCGUGCCAGCGCGCCACAGAGCCCAGGCCUCGUUCCGUACACACGAUUCGGUUGAAAAAGGAAGGAUCUGCACGAGCCGGCCUCGUGUGUGUGCGCGCGCGACAUAUUCCGAGAAAUACUCGGGCGACGAGAGAUUCUCUUCUUGCUCUCUCGCCGGCGAGACUCUCUUGGUCGGUGGCCCCCGCGAGUCGAGCCGUCGAGCCGCCGAACAUGCCGAGGCGGGGCUCGCUAUAGAGUAAAGGCCCUCGAGCGGGCGCGCCACGCCGCAUUCUCGAUAUUCGAGGUGAAGAGCAAUCGAGAAACCACGUCGUCGGCGCCCGGAGGUCGCCGCCGCCGCCGCCGCCGCGUGAAAACGUUCCCCGAAUUCUGCGCAUUUUCUUUGGGAUCGGGAAAGAAAAAAAACGACGACGUGUCCGACGCUUUUGUGAAUAAGCCUAGGUAGAGCUUUUCGGGCUGGCUACCUGCGUCGUUGAUCCCGGCCUCUGUGCGUAUAGAGCGUAAUCGUGUGGCGGCGUCGAACCGCGCGCAGAAAAUGGAUACCGUGCUCUAGCAGCACGGUCGGAGAGAAACGGCCCAGGCCUCGGAGAGAGAAGGAGGAGAUAUCCGGCGGAGAGAAAGGGAGGAAGAAGUACGACGAAUAUGUAAAGCUAAUACACGCGACGACGACGACGACGACGACGACGACGAGCUCGAGCGUACGAAGGGAAGCGGGUCGGUCGCUCUAUAAAUCCGAGAUACAUCUCUCUUGACGUAAUCGGGAAGCCUCUCUCGACGUAAGUGCCAGGACCACGAGUCGUUCGCCUAUCAAGAGAUUCUCGGGAUUGCUCGGGAGAUGCUCGACCUCGCGGUCCUGUGUGAUACGCGCCGUGCGCUGGCCUGCUGAUUCUCCUCCCGGAAGAGAGCGCGGGUCUCCGUCUCAAAAUACUACGUUUGCAAAGCAGCCAAACACAAUCAUUGUACCAAGAUGCCUCGAGUAAGGAGACAAGUGAUCCUGGAGGAUCCAGCUAGGCCUGUUACACCAGAUAUGGCGGAAACAAAGUUGUUAAAGUCUGAGUUUUUGGAUGACGGAUCCUUGGAUGAAGUCCAACCACAGAAGGUGGCAGAAGAAACACCGAGCCCUCAUUUACAAGAUCAUCAAUACGGACAAACACCUUGUUACCAAAUAACAAGGAAACCCACACAACCACCGCCAAGAGCUGAGAUAUCAGUUCAAGCGGUAAAAAGAAGACUGAAUUUGGAGGUAGGGACAACUGGUCCCAGCCAGUCUGCCUUCAAAGCUCCCAGAGGUAAACGUAGAAGAUCUGGUUCGAAUUCUUUAACUGGCCACACACCCACCAAAACCAAAACUGUAGAAAGGACACGGUAUGAUACCUCUUUGAGUUUACUCACAAAGAAGUUUAUCCACUUAGUUGAAAGCAGUCAGGAUGGUGUGGUCGACUUGAAUGUAGCAUCAGAGAAGUUGGAGGUACAAAAACGUCGUAUAUACGACAUUACUAAUGUUUUAGAGGGCAUUGGUAUCUUAGAGAAGAAAAGUAAAAACAAUAUCCAGUGGAAAGGCGGUCAGUUACCGAAUAAUCGGAACGAUAUUGCCAAUCUGAGGAGAGAGGUCGCAGAUCUAGAAGCUAAAGAGAAUACACUUGACCGAUUGAUUCACGGUGCUGAUAAAAACCUACGCGAACUUUGCGCGGACAGACAAUACGCUUAUGUAACGUAUCACGACUUACGUUCAGUUUCAAUGUACAAAAACCAAGCUAUUAUGGCUGUGAAAGCCCCGCCGGAAGCUACCCUUCAUGUCCCACAACCUAUCAAUAAUUUUGGUCAACAAAAGCUUCAAAUGCACAUGAGGUCGGAACACGGAGAGAUAGAAGUGUUUUUGUGUCCUGACGAUCCCGCAGUUAAAACGUCACCUUAUUCCGGAUAUACGACAACGCAAACUGUGCCUCAAUCAAAAGAACUGUCUGACAUACCUUGUUUGUCUCCUGAAUUGUUGGUUAAGAGAGAAAGCGAUGUGCGAGUCGAAUCAGUACCUUCCGAUGAGAGUUCUAUGAAUACUCGUCUGUGUACCCCUGUAACUACAGUUACCAAUAUAACAGGCAUGAAGGAUGCGUUCCUAUGCGAAUCUGACGAUUAUGGACCAAUGGGCGGUGGCAAAUUCCAACUCCAAACAGAGGAUCAAAUCAGCACUUCAGAUCUGAAUUCGAUUCUCGAUUUUGGAGAGCAACUGCUGAGUUUGGAACCGCCUCUCUCUGAAAACGACUACUCGUUCUCGUUAGGCACCGAGGAGGGUCUGUCGGAUCUCUUCGAUUUCAAAUUCUAGGAAUAUCGUCGCUAUUGUAAGAGCGUUCUUAUCUAUUUUGGGCUAUCACUCUGAGUUUGGUACUCAAAUGGAUGAAAACUGCUUUGUCAGUUUUAUAAUGCUCCUUCGUGUUAGACAAUAGGUGGUUGACACUUUUGUUUCCGCGUGUCGAUCUUUGCAAGGAAUCGCGAACAUGCAAAGUCGUUUUUAUUUAUUUACUGCUUCCCCGAGCAAACGUUUAUCGACGUGUGAAACUUGAUUAUCACGUUUUAUGUGUAUGGUUAACUUUGAAAGCACAGUAACGAAAUGAUUAAGCACGCCCGCAUGACGCAAUUUGUUAAAUAUUCGUCUUCUUAAGAAACCAAUGAUAGAUUAUAAAUACAAAAAUUAUAUAGAAUGGUAUAUAUGUUUUCGUAAACGAUUUUAUACUAGCUGAUCCAUUAUUAUCUGUUCCAUGGAGAAAUUAUAAAAGGCAAUGUUGUUAUCGAUCCAUCGGAAUAUUUUACUAUUCUCGAUAUUUUUUUCUUCGCGUAUACAUUUCGUUUCGGAAUGUCUCGUUUUAAUUGCUUUGUUUUUCGGAUCGCAAAUUCCGGAUGCAGAGAAGCCGAACUGGAUGAAGCACAGGAAAAACAUAUCACGACAUUGUUAACGCGUGCUUCCGGCUUGAUCGAUGAUCUGCAUCGAUCGCGUUUGCGGAAUGGAUCGCGAAAACUUUUGAACAGAGAGGGGGGAAGGGGGGUUUGAAGAGAGCGAAGGCGGUUUUUCGUGCAAUCUGUAAUAAUAUUAUAAAUUGAGCUAAGAGAUAUAGAGAGAAAAGAGAGAAUGUAUUCGGGAAUUCUCAGAGAGAGGAGAGACUGUGUCGGACAACGACCUAUAAUUGCUUUACUUAGUUGUCCAAUGCCCGUGAAACGAAUAAGACGAUCAAGAGAGUCAUCAAGUUUUUUUUUUCUAGUGUAAAAGUCUCAAGUGGGGCGAGAAGACAAAAAAAAGCGAAACACACGAGAUGACUAUCCGGAUGGCAGUCUCUUCUUACCAUUCGCGUCAUUGGACACGGACGAGUUUUUAAAUUAUAUUCAAGAUUAAAGGCUGUCAUCUGGAUGAUGCAUGUUUUGUAACAUAUAACGGAUGCAUAUUACCUCGUUGACAAAUUGUUCGACAGUACAGUAGUCUUUAUUCCGCGUACUUUGAUAUAAUUGAUUGAAUUCUUGGCAAUCGUGACGAAUAUUGAAGUCGUUUCUCGUUUUAAAUACAUUGCUUUAUUGGAUGGGAGCGGAAUGGAACGCGAUGACCAGUGAUUGUUGUUACGGCGAUUAUGUUAUUAGUCGAUUAGAGAGGUCACAUACUAAUUAGCUUCUUUUCAUCGAUAUAUGGCAAAGAUGAAUGAAGAUAAACUCGAAAUGUAACACGAGGGUGUAAACAAAUGAAAGAUCUUAGACUAUAUCGUUUACAUUUAAAUGCGUAAUUAAUUCCGAUUUCGUAACGAUCAUCGUCUAAGAUCCACAUUCAGGAUACAGUAUCAUUCUGGAACUGAUUAUGGGGGGUUUUCAAAGAGAGAGAGAGUGAGAGAGUGAGAAAGUUUCUUACCGGUGAACACUUGAAUCUUGUCGAGAAGAACGCGGUCCUGGAAUUUAGUUCUGUUGAGCGAAAUUCGCGUAAAAAUAUAUAUCUUCUUGUUUCUCGAGAGCUCAAGAAUACACUGGGAAAAUUGUCUCGUCUGGAAGUCUCCCUUAUAAGGAUGUACUCUAACGUACAACUUAGUGUACGUCCAAAGCCAUAGUGCCUACAAAAUAACGAUCAUACCCUUCUGCAAUUGUAAAUACUUUACAAACAUAAUUAUGUAAGCUCAUAAAAACACACAUAUGUGCGUAUACAUAUAUAUUAUAUGUAAGAACGUAACGAUUCUCUCUCACACACAAAAAAAAAUGGACAGAUGCUACAAACAUCUCAUUACAUGUAAUUAACGUAAAAAUACGGAUCACACUUAUUUUUAAUAUAUUAAUAUUAUUAAUUAUUAUUAAAACAUUAAACGAAACGAAAUAUUAGUUUAUAUAUGAAAUAUAUAAUUUCAUUUAUAUAGAUAUACGUACAUGUAAUACGUAUUUAAAUUUAUGAUGAACAAACAUUGUGCAGGAUAACAAACUUGCAUUAAAUGCGUGUUGAAAAGAUUUAAAAUAUUUCGAAUAUAUUUAAAUCAGUAAAUAAAUUAAAUUAAAAACAGUAAUUAUAAUCAGAUAUGUAGUACUAUUUUGUACAUAAUUCAAGACUAAUGUUUAAAGAUUCGUGAAAUAUUCCACAAAAUAUGACAUUUUAUAUAUCUCGAAUUAGAUUAUCCCUUAAAAUAUCUCAAUAAAUUUAAAAUAUCACAUUGUUACACAUAGAUAUUUGCAAAAUAAGCCUACACGAAAAAAAAAAUCAAGAAAGGCUUCAGUUUAAUUAAUAUCACGAUGACAGAUUGUUACUUUGCACAAUGUUCGCUGUGCUCCCAUUCACGACAGCCGGGAAAAAUUCUAUGUUACUCUUGUUUUCGUUUUCCAAUUAAGCGGCGUCAAGCGCUUUUUUUCAUACGCCACGAAAAGGCAAUGAGAAGUUGAAUAAAAGAGCAAAGCGUAUGAGUGCAUUAAAUAUGAAAACGAGAGCGGAAAAGAAGAGAGAGAGAGAAAGAGGAAUGUAUUUGUGUGUAUGCGUGUGUGUGUGUGUAUGAUAUCGUCGAAAUGAAUAUUAAACGAAGGAUUUCGGCCUUUUGAAUAUACCACACACAAGUGAGAAGUUGCGAUAUUUUCUACCUGAAUAUUUACAGGACGUUGCGAGAUCCGAAUGCGGGGACGCACACACAAUUGUGGCUGAGGAAAAAAGAGAACAUAAACGAUAUUUUCAAAGAGAAGACAUAAAAGUAUAUUUAAAACUCAUUCUAUCUUUGUGGCGAAUAUCUGGAGACAGCUGCAACUCUGUUAAAUAUUAAUGGGUUUGCAAUUGUCUUCGGGGAUAAUGCGUAUUUGCAAGAUCAAAAAGAAACUUUAAGUGUGUAUUUAACCGAAAACAGUAUCUUUAUUUGUGUAAAAUUACACAUUUAUAUAUGUAAACAAUAAUAGAAGCCAUGCUUUCGGAUUCCGCAGCGAUUCCUGUUUUAGAGUAUCUCGUCGCGAAAAAGAUGGCAUAUAUACAUCGUUUGAUUUUUGACUUGAGGCAUUCGUGAAUCUACAUUUUCUAGCAGCCUGUCGGAUAACGUUUCCUUUUUUUUUCGAACGUUUAAGAACGAAACUUGCCGUCGCGAAGAGCGCAGGACCUUUUCAUAAUCUAUAUUUAAAGGUGCCAAUAAAAAGACACGCGCGAGAGAAAGAGAUAUUAUUUUCUGUUGAUUGAUAGAACGCGGUGGAUGACCCGUAUCAUUUUUAAUUAGCUCUUUGUUUUUACUAUUAUCGAUAAAGGAAAGAAAAG
Molecule: messenger RNA, 5753 nt
Organism: Formica exsecta
Lineage: Eukaryota; Metazoa; Arthropoda; Insecta; Hymenoptera; Formicidae
Gene: E2f1
Product: transcription factor E2F2
Exons: 10
Coding region: 987-2339 (450 amino acids)
Biological process (GO): regulation of transcription by RNA polymerase II
Cellular component (GO): RNA polymerase II transcription regulator complex
Molecular function (GO): protein dimerization activity; DNA-binding transcription factor activity, RNA polymerase II-specific; RNA polymerase II cis-regulatory region sequence-specific DNA binding
Source: RefSeq, a predicted model, not a curated record